Molecule: messenger RNA, 810 nt
Organism: Paraglomus brasilianum
Lineage: Eukaryota; Fungi; Glomeromycota; Glomeromycetes; Paraglomerales; Paraglomeraceae
Source: the annotation of a GenBank genome assembly
AUGUCCCGUCACACUCUUUUCCAACUAGGAAAAUUACUCUCUAUCAGAUUACGGCCGCAUAUCCUAAAUGUAACGCGUCCAAUUGAUACUUGUAUAUGCAUAUCGCGCACGCAUCCCACCUUCCAAAAUUCCGUUUUUUAUCGACCAUAUUCAUCCAAGAAAGAUAAGAAGGGUAACAAGAAACAGAAACAUAGCAAACCAAUAGAUGAUCUGGAUGAACCGGAGGAUGACAACCCCCGCAAAAGUGGAAAAAAGAAAGACUCUGCAUCUGAUGCACUCGAUUUUGAUGUGGAGACAUUGGAAGAUAAAAUGAAAGAUAUCAUUGAGAGAUUAAAGAAGGACUACAGUACCAUGAGAGCUGGAAGAGCGAAUCCUGCUCUACUAGAUUCAAUAGUUGUACCUCAUUCGACUGGCAAAACACCGCUCAAAGAUCUUGCUCAGGUCAUAGUCAAAGAUCCACAAAAUCUCAUCGUGACUGUUCAAGACAACUCGCUGCUUACAGCAAUUGACAAAGCUAUAAGGACGUCAGAGCUUAACCUAAAUCCCCUUGAGGAUACGAAAGGCCUACGAGUACCAAUACCAAAGCACAAAUUAGUCAAUAUCGCAAAGAAAAACGCAGAGCAUGCACGACAGAAGAUUCGUCAUGUUCGGCAGGAGGGUCUCAAAGAUUUAAAGAAAGACGUUCGCGAUGGAUUGCCCGUUGAUGAUGGGAACAAGCUCACUAAGAAGUUUCAAGUAAUAGUCGAUAAAUAUACGAAAGAUAUCGAUGAUAUCUUGAAAGCAAAGACGAAAGAAAUACAAAAUAGUUGA